AUGAACUCCAUAACAGCCACGGCACCUAUGCGGGCCGUCUACCUGCCCAAGUCCCACCUGCACCUUACGCUGCGAGGGUAUACGAGUCUCGUUGCCACGACAGGGCUACGCGGUAGCAGUUCCUUGUUCGCCAACCCUCGUCACCACCAGACGAACCCCAAACGUUUGAUCUCGUCCACCCCGCAUCCGACCAAGAUUAAGGAGUUCUUCCCGCCACCCGAGGCGCCGCAUAUCAAAGAAUUGGAAACCGCCUGGAAUCACCCGGUCUACACCGACGACCAGAUGCAGAAAGUCACGAUUGCCCACCGACAAGCCAAGGACUGGCCCGACUGGGUAGCCUUGGGAACCGUGCGACUGCUGCGAUGGGGGAUGGACCUGGUCACCGGAUACCACCAUCCUCCCCCGGGCAGGGAAAACGAGGCCAAGUUCAAGAUGACCGAGAAGAAGUGGCUCACCCGUUUUGUGUUCCUGGAGAGCGUGGCGGGUGUGCCGGGGAUGGUGGGCGGAAUGUUGCGACACUUGAGGAGUUUGCGGCGCAUGAAGAGGGACAACGGAUGGAUCGAGACCCUGCUGGAAGAGGCGUUCAAUGAGCGGAUGCAUUUGCUCACCUUCCUCAAACUCGCCGAGCCCGGAUGGUUCAUGCGGAUGAUGGUGCUCGGUGCCCAGGGGGUGUUCUUCAACGGAUUCUUCAUCUCCUACUUGAUUUCGCCCCGCAUUUGCCAUAGAUUCGUCGGAUACUUGGAAGAGGAGGCGGUGAUCACCUAUACUCGGGCGAUCCAGGAGAUCGAAGCCGGUAAGCUUCCCGAGUGGGAGAAGCUGGACGCCCCCAAGAUUGCCAUCUCCUAUUGGCAAAUGCCGGAGGGCCAGCGCAGUAUGAAGGACCUCCUUCUCUACGUUCGGGCGGACGAGGCCAAACACCGAGAGGUCAACCACACUCUGGGUAACCUGAAGCAAGGGGCCGAUCCCAAUCCGUACUCGGCCAAGUACAAGGACCUGACCAAGGCGCAUCCUGGCAAAGGCAUCGAAAACCUGAAACCCACCGGAUGGGAGAGAGAGGAUAUCAUCUGA
Molecule: messenger RNA, 1068 nt
Organism: Aspergillus affinis
Lineage: Eukaryota; Fungi; Ascomycota; Eurotiomycetes; Eurotiales; Aspergillaceae
Product: alternative oxidase
Exons: 3
Coding region: 1-1068 (355 amino acids)
Biological process (GO): alternative respiration
Cellular component (GO): mitochondrion
Molecular function (GO): alternative oxidase activity
Source: RefSeq, a predicted model, not a curated record